Molecule: messenger RNA, 2962 nt
Organism: Rubroshorea leprosula
Lineage: Eukaryota; Viridiplantae; Streptophyta; Magnoliopsida; Malvales; Dipterocarpaceae
Source: the annotation of a GenBank genome assembly
AAUAGUACAAUCACAAAACCUAGUCCUCCUCAGCAUCGCUUCUCCCGUCUCGAUUUCCCAUCCUCAUUGCGCAGGAAGUUACCGAUUUCGUUCACUUCAUCAAGAUUUCUGCUUCGAAUUUUCAAAAUCUCCUUCUUCUUGGUUGUUUUUCCCUGUCUCAGAGCUUCGAGACACUGAAAGCUCGAUUCUGCACUGGUUUGGAGCUUCUGUUUAGUGAGGAUGUCUACACCUUUGACGCCUUCUAAGAGACCACUUGACAGGAGCCUUGCAGAGCCAAAUGGGAGAGGGAAAUUGCAAAAAUCAGCAAGCUUCUCGAAAUCUUCACCUGGUAGUAUUAUUUUCCGUGUGGUGUUACCUGCUUCUAAAACUGGUACUUUCAUCGAAAAAGGCGGGACCAUCGUAUCCCAAAUUCAACAAGAAACUGGUGCAAAAGUCAGAGUUGAGGAAACAAUCCCUGCAUCUGAUGAGAGAGUGAUUGUCAUAAUGGGUGGUCCUGAGUUGUCCAGUGAAGAUACUGAAGUUUUAUCCAAGCAGAGCAAGGAGGGCAGUGGUGAAGAGGCUAAUGUAGCUGAGGAGAGUGGAGAGAAAAGGGAAAAUGGCAAAAAUGAUGAGAAUAAGGAAUCUGAUUCUCUGAGAGAUAUGAAGUCUGGAAGGGAAAGUUCAGCUCUUCAGAAGGCUUUGUUACUUAUUUUUGAAAGAAUAGUUGAACCUGAGCCAAAGAAAGAGGGAGGUGUUGAGGAAACUGAUAAGUCUACUACUGUUAUUUUAAAGUUGCUUGUGCUUUCUAGUCAAAUUGGCUGCCUUUUGGGAAAGGGUGGCAGCGUAAUUAAGCAAAUGUCUUUUGAGAGUGGUGCACAGAUUCGAAUUAUUCCUAGGGACAAACUUCCUCCUUUUGCUUCAGCUACUGAUGAACUAGUUCAGAUUGCAGGGGAGUUGGAUGCAGUUAGGAAAGCCAUUCAUUCUGUCUCUCAGCAACUUUUGGAGAAUCUGCCAAAGGAUCAUGACACUUCUACUCCCAUUGUAGCAGGGCAGUCAUCUCAUUCAUUUGGUCCUAGGCCUGAUGUGUAUCCACUACCAAACCAUUCUUUCAGUUCUCAAGGAGCACCCUACACUGCUGGACCUCGAGAUGUUGAUUUUCAUUCUGCAAUACCCCCUCCCAUCUCUGGGAGAAUGAUGCAUCCUCCAGAUGUGCUAACAUUCCGCUUAUUGUGUCAUCAUGAUAGAGUAGGAGGUAUUAUUGGAAAGGGAGGAGCAAUAAUCAAUACCAUUACCCAAGAGACGGGCUCUGAGAUCAAAGUUAUUGAGGGCACUCCUGAUUCACCAGACCGCAUAAUUCUGAUAUCUGGUCCUGUGCAUCCUGAUGAUAGAAUAUCCGCAGCACAAGAUGCAGUCAUUAGGGUGCACACCAGGAUAGUUAGGGCUAUGCCUGAUGGAAAUGAAAAGGCAGUGAUGGCAAGACUGCUUGUAUCCUAUAAUCAAAUUGGUUGUCUCCUUGGCAAGGGUGGUUCCGUCAUAGCUGAAAUGAGGAAGUUAUCUGGUGCUCAUAUUCGGAUAUUGGGUAAGGAUCAGGUUCCAAAGUGUGCGUCAGAGGGUGAUGAAGUUGUUCAGAUUAAUGGAGAAUAUGAAGCUGUUCGAGAGGCUCUUCUUCACAUAACAUCCAGAUUGCGAAAUCAUUACUUUCGCAAUUCCUUUCAUGCUAUCAACCAUCCUUCAAAUCCUGCCUAUCUGGAUCAAGUACGUUCUUUCCCUCCGUAUAUGGGAAGGAGAGAACUCUCCCCUCCUGGAUUAGGUCCACCGUUUCACCAUUUUGAUGCUUUUGGUUUUCAUCCUCAUGAUGACCCCCCUUUUAUGCACAAUGUUCAUAGACCAAGCGUGCUACCUCAUUUGUCAGAAAGAAAACCAUGGGGCCCUCAGGGAUUUGUUGGCCCAAUGGGCAUGCCAGAUUUUGCUGGACCUCCCCACAGAAGAAGUUUGGGUUUUGGAGGUUAGUACCCACUUUUGUUUUCUUUUUUAUGUCAGUGGGCUAUUCAUUUGUUCUGAUAAGUAAUCAUAUUUCAGAUGAUGCUGUUACCAUCUGCACUACCAUAACACAUCACAAGUUUUAAUUGACUCCUGUCUUGUCAUGGCGUGACAAUCUAAAUGCUCAAGCUGAGCAUCUGAUUAAUGACUCUUGUAUUUUAUCCAAGUUAGUUUGUCUAUAGCCCUUGUUUGACCCUUUUCAGUUUUUUGAUGGUAUUGUCGCUUAGUAAAAUACGAUAAGUUUUGUCCUUACUUUUUAUUUCCAGUUCUGGUAGGAGCACAUCCUUCUUACUGAUUGUGUAGCACCGGGUAUGCCUGGGGUGGGAUUGUAAGCAUUCCACAUGGGAUUUGGAUUAAUAGAGCACACUUAUCCAUUGUCCCAAAAUAUAAAAACACAAAUACCACUAUCAAGUAGUUUUGUAAUAUAGAAAAGGAAAUGCAUGAGUGUAAUUGCUUAAAAACUAUUAAACAUAUUUGUGAGGCUCGAUUAUUCUUGGCUCUGGAAGGGCUUGUAUACUUUGAGACUCUGCACCAGUCCUUCAACUGAUCCUGCUGCGGCCACAAGUGACACUAUCAUACAGGCCCAGCUGAGCACCUUCAGCGAUAUCCAGGUAAAAGAAUACUUCUGCAUUUUUGUUUGUGCAAUGUGCAUUUCUAUCGGAAAGUAGACUGUUAAUAGCCAGAAUGAUGCUGCCCUGAUGAGACCCACGAAGUCAUUGAGGAAUGGAAAGAUCAUGGUCACCACAACCGUCACAAUGACAUAUGCCGUCCUCCACACCAACCUGAAGAAGUUAAAAUGGUAUGCGCCAAAAAACAGAAUACGAAUUUCAUGCUCCUCUGUUAUGAACUUGUUUUCACGCCAUUUUUCUGAGCAUCUGCUCUCAAAAAUCUUGAAUAGAGGCUGGCUGGAAAGCUGGAUGGACAAUAAUCAUGUUAGGCAGCA